AUGGCUUUGCUUUCGCCAACCCAGGCGUGCACACCAAGCACUUUCUCGAGCGUUUCACUCUUUGGCGCCGAAGUUAUUUCAGUCGACGCAAGCAUCGUCACGAACUACAGCUUUCCCAUUCCAGAGGGCUGGCGUUAUUCUCAGCCCUCGGUCAACGUGGAAAACGCGACCUUUUGCAAUGUGACCGCGACCUAUACUCACCCGGAUCAAAACGACACAAUCUACGCUGAGGUGUGGCUCCCCCCCAACGGCUGGAAUGGCAGACUUCAGUCAAUUGGAGGUGGCGGUUGGGCAGCGGGCCGGUUUGUGCUAUCAUAUGCCGGAAUGGCUGGCGCCAUCUAUGAUGGGUACGCCACGGCGACGACGGACGCUGGUCUUGGCACUUCGUUGACUCCGGCGACUUGGCUCCUGAACAGCCCUGGAAAUUUGAAUUUUGUAGCCCUGGAUGACUUUGGACAAACGUCCUUGGGUGACUUGGCAGUCAUCGCCAAGCAGGUGAUUGAAGGCUAUUACGGACAAGCGCCCCUCUAUUCCUACUGGAAUGGCUGUUCGAAUGGUGGGAGGCAGGCCAGUAUUCUGGCUCAACAGUAUCCCGAAGCGUAUGAUGGCAUCAUUGCCGCAGCACCAGGGAUGUACUGGGCUGAGCUGAGCAUCACCUCCGUUUGGCCGGCUUUCUACAUGGACCUGACACAACAAUACCCUCUGGCGUGUGAACUGACGCAGCUAACAACACUUGCCAUCGCCGAGUGCGAUGGCCUCGAUGGUGUCAAUGACGGGCUCAUUGCAGACCCUGAAAAAUGCCGCGCUACAUUCAAGCCCGCAGACUACGUCGGUACAACUUUUACGUGUGCCGAAACAGGUCUGAACAUGCCAAUAAGUGCCGCCGCCAUCGACGUGUCGGAAAACAUUUGGAACGGACCCAGAUACUCCAAUGGUGACUUCAUGUGGUACGGAUUCGAAGUUGGAACAAACUUGUCCGAACUUGCAGCCACAACCUGCACGCAGAACAGCACAUGUAUUCCCGCCAACCGAGCCAGCCUAGACUUUUGGCAGCAAUACUUCGUUCUGAGAGACCCCUCGGCAAAUGUUACAACCCUGACUCAUCCACAAUUUGAUGAUCUGUACCGCACAUUGAAAAAGGAGCUGGCACCAAUAGCAGCCACCGAGACUCGGAUUGCCGACUUCCAGGAGGCUGGAGGUAAAAUGAUCACCUAUCAUGGGCUUGCGGAUGCGGCAAUUUCGCCAAAGAGCACACUUCACUACUACCAGGAAGUGUCCACAGUGCUUGACAAUGUCAUGGACUUCUACCUCUACUACCGUGUUCCGGGCCUUCAACACUGCUGGGGUGGCUCAGGCGGCCAGCCUAUUCAUUUAUUUGACCAACUGCGUUCAUGGGUAGAAAAUGGGACUGCACCUGACGCGAGUCCGGUCACGGUCCAGUUGCCCCAAAACGCCACGAUGGACGAGGUUCUGUGCCCCUAUCCCCAGGAGGCAUUUUAUGAAAAGUCUUGCGCGAAUGGUACCUCGUCACUUUUGUGUUGGUCGUGCAAGUAA
Molecule: messenger RNA, 1554 nt
Organism: Cladophialophora psammophila CBS 110553
Lineage: Eukaryota; Fungi; Ascomycota; Eurotiomycetes; Chaetothyriales; Herpotrichiellaceae
Exons: 3
Coding region: 1-1554 (517 amino acids)
Source: RefSeq, a predicted model, not a curated record